UCCCUGACUCUAUGUUUCCAUUCUGCCAGGGUGGUUUGCUGUUUUCGCUGUGCUCGGAAGGUUCUCACGAGCCUCCUGGCAGCUUCUCUCUCUGAGAGGGCCCCUCCUGUUUCUAUCAGAGGCAGAGACUGGAGAUUCUCCCCAAGCCGCCUCACGUUGGAGCCCCAGUGCCCGGACGCCCGCUCACCGCCUGCAGUGGCCACCGCAGCCUCCCAUGGUAGAGCCAGACCUAGCGGGCCUCUAUCUCCACCCAAAUCAACUUGAUGUUUCAGGAAGAAGACACAAGCAACACAGCACGAGCCGAGGAAAGGUGCCUCUCAGUGGUCAUGAUUUUGGAAAGGCGUAGGAGCUGAAGUCUCAGAGCUUCCGUGCCAUGGCAGCCUCCCCCACCUCUGCGGCUGCGAGGAGGACCUCAGAGCCCAGCACGACCCCGGUGACCCUCGGCAGCCUGCAAGGAGAUAAAGAUCAGAGCAGCAGCAUCUUCUCUGGCUUUUCAGGACUCCUGGCUCUCCUCCUGGUCAUCACAGCUUUCUGCAUCCUGUGGAACAGGAACAAGUGGAAGAAACGGAAAUCUCCUUACCUCCAAGUGACUGACCUUCCCUCGCUGGCUCUGCCUCGACCCAGACAGCGAGCCAAGAAUGUUUAUGACCUCCUGCCUCGGCAGCAAGACGAUCUAGGGAGACAUCAGUUAAGGAGUAGCCAGGUGUUCAGUACCGAAAGCCUCCUUUCCAGAAAUGCUGACAGCCCUGAGCAUACGCUCUCCCAAGCAGAUGAGGCCCUCCAGCUGGACAGAGCCCAUAUCCAGGCUGUGGGGUACACAGUGGGAAUCUACGACAAUGCCACAGUGCCCCAGAUGUGUGGGCACCCUGCUCCUUCCACAUACUACAUCAACAUCACAGCAUCCAGGGAUAGCUCGAGCAUGUCUUCAGAGGAGUCCAAUGACUAUGUCAAUGUCACCACUGCAGAAUCGGCUGCUGAGACUCUAACUUCAACCAACAGCCUGCCUGAAAAUCUGUUUGGUCUUCCUAGUACCCAGGAGUUGGAGGUUACUGAGGAAAGGCAUGCAGGCCACGGGGACAUCAAUGACUGCCCUUGUUUUGGGGCUCCAAGAACUGAAGACAGUGACCCACUCAACAGUGAGGAAGAUUCCUCUCAGACAUCAGAUGAUUAUGUCAACGUGACAGGCUUAGAUCUUGAAGAUAUCCAGGAGAUUCUGCCAUGGGUGGCUUUUCAGUGCUGUGGAGAUUAUGAAAAUGUCCCACCAGCAAAGCCCAAUGGAAGCCAGCAGCAGGCUUUGGAGGAGGUGGCCUGUGCACUCACAGACCACAGAGAGGACCACACAACAGGUCCAGGGACCCACAGCCAACUUGCCAUGAGGAAUUCCCUGUCUCCAGGGUAUUAUAUAGCCUUUCAGCCUCCGACAAAGAGAGGGAACAGUCAGGUGACAUGUGGGAAAAAGAUGUCAGAUGUAAAUUCUCACGACUAUGAGAAUGUACUAGCUACUGACUCAGAGUGCGGGAACCGGGAGCCUGAAGGAACGCUCGGGUACCAAGCUGGAAAGCCACAUGGGGUGGCAUACUCUGCUGGCUCCUCAGCCACUGCCAAGCUGAAUGAAAGCCCUUGAGCACUCUGGUGAACCAGUAGCUUCAUGGCUUGGGUCAAAAAGAGGCUUAGACAGCUGGGAAUGUGGCUUGGUGAGUGCUUUGCCUAGCAUGCAUGAAGCCCUGAGUUCGAUUGCUCAGUAC
Dipodomys ordii (Ord's kangaroo rat) is the source of this 1745-nucleotide messenger RNA. It is a transcript of the gene Lax1, whose product is annotated as lymphocyte transmembrane adaptor 1. The transcript is spliced from 6 exons. The record is from RefSeq and is a predicted model, not a curated record. Bases 374 to 1624 code for a protein of 416 amino acids. Gene Ontology annotation, biological process: intracellular signal transduction; lymphocyte activation; negative regulation of T cell activation. Gene Ontology annotation, cellular component: plasma membrane. NCBI's taxonomy places the organism in Eukaryota, Metazoa, Chordata, Mammalia, Rodentia, Heteromyidae.